Molecule: messenger RNA, 714 nt
Organism: Haliotis rufescens (red abalone)
Lineage: Eukaryota; Metazoa; Mollusca; Gastropoda; Lepetellida; Haliotidae
Exons: 1
Coding region: 1-714 (237 amino acids)
Source: RefSeq, a predicted model, not a curated record
AUGGCUCUCUGUCUCUGUGGCUCUGUCUCUAUGGCUCAACGGCUCUAUGUCUCCGUGGCUCUAUGUCUCUGUGGCUCCAUCAGUCCAUGGCUCUAUGGCUCAACAGCUCUAUGUCUCUAUGGCUCUAUGGCUCUGUGGCUCUAUGUCUCUGUGACUCUGUCUCUGUGGCUCAAUGGCUCUAUGUCUAUGUGGCUCUAUGUCCCUGUGGCUCUGUGGCUCUGUGGCUCUGUCUCUAUGGCUCAACGGCUCUAUGGCUCUAUGUCUCUGGCUCAACGCCUCUAUGGCUCUGUGGCUCUAUGGCUCAACGGCUCUGUGGCUCAACGGCUCUAUGUCUCUAUGGCUCUGUGGCUCUAUGUCUCUGUGGCUCUAUGUCCCUGUGGCUCUGUGCCUCUAUGUCUCUGUGGCUCUGUGGCUCUAUGGCUUUGUGGCUCUGUGGCUCUGUUGCUCUAUGGCUCUGUUGCUCUAUGGCUUUGUGGCUCUGUGGCUCUAUGUCUAUGUGGCUCUAUGGCUCUGUUGCUCUAUGGCUAUGUAGCUCUAUGUCUCUGUGGCUCUAUGGCUCUAUGUCUCUGUGGCUCUGUCUCUAUGGCUCAACGGCUCUAUGGCUCUAUGUCUCUGUGGCUCAACGCCUCUAUGGCUCUCUGGCUCUUUGGCUCAACAGCUCUGUGGCUCAAUGGCUCUAUGUCUCUAUGGCUCUGUGGCUCUAUGUCUCUGUGA